CUAAAUAAACGGAAGAAAGAAGUAUAGAAAUGGUGAGUUGUUUGCGAAGUCUGUCUGCGUGAGUCGUUUUGUUUGUGUGCGUGUCGUGCAGUCGUCGUACGGAGCGGAGAGUGACCAUCCACAUGGAAGCUACAGCGUCGUAGAGUCUUUCCCUGACGCUUACGACUAUGGUCCCGGGGAGGAGGAGGGGGCUCUGGGGAGCAUCGGGAGUGAGAGCAAGCCUCGCAUUGUCCUCAUGGGACUGCGCAGGAGUGGCAAGUCCUCCAUCUCGAAGGUGGUUUUCCACAAACUGUCUCCCAAUGAAACACUCUUUCUGGAGAGCACCAGCAAAGUUGUCAAAGACGACAUUAGCAACAGCUCCUUUGUCCAGUUUCAGAUAUGGGACUUUCCAGGUCAGAUUGAUUUCUUUGACCCAGCCUUCGACUCUGACCACAUAUUUGGUGGUUGUGGAGCUCUCAUUUUCGUCAUCGAUGCUCAGGAUGACUAUCGAGAUGCUCUGGUGAGGCUCCACCAGACAGUGACACGGGCCUAUCAGGUGAACCAGAGUAUCAAAUUCGAGGUUUUCAUCCACAAAGUUGACGGACUGACAGACGACAGAAAAAUAGAGGCUCAGAGGGACAUCCACCAACAUGCGACUGAGGACCUGUCAGAUGCAGGGUUGGAGGGAAUCCACUUGUCUUUCUACCUCACCUCCAUCUACGACCACUCAAUCUUCGAGGCGUUUAGUCGCGUGGUGCAAAAGCUGAUUCCUCAGCUACCAACACUUGAAAACCUUCUCAACAUCCUCAUUUCAAACUCAGGGAUCGAGAAGGCUUUCUUGUUUGACGUAGUUAGCAAGAUUUACAUCGCCACAGACAGCUCCCCAGUCGACAUGCAGUCAUAUGAACUCUGCUGCGAUAUGAUUGAUGUAGUCAUCGACGUCUCUUGCAUCUAUGGACUACGGGACGAUGUGGAUGGCACGGCUUAUGACCAGCACUCGUUGUCCAUCAUUCGACUGAACAACGGGACCAUUCUCUACCUGAGGGAGGUAAACAGGUUCCUAGCCCUCGUCUGCCUCCUGCGAGAGGACGUCUUUGAGAGACAAGGUCUCAUCGAGUACAACUUCCACUGCUUCAGAGAGGCAAUCCAGGAGGUGUUUGAUAUCAGACGGAAGGCAAUGAUGGCCACGCCUUCGUCUGCCUCAGCGAGGGACUCUCCUUAACACACACCACACAGUGAUCAUUCAUUUUUGUCCGUGCUCUUAUAUACGAAAUGUCUGCAUUUGUGCAUAUUGUUUAAGAAACGUUUUAACAGCUGUGUUGAUUCUGAUCAAAAUGUGUUGACAGGUGCAGAUGUUGAUCAAAAGUGUCAACAUUUCUUGAAUGUGAUCAGAACAGUCACUAGUGAGCGAGGGAAGGUCUUUUCAUAGUCUCAGCUGUAACCAGCGAAGCCAUCUUCUGUUUGCGAGCCUUUGCCUCCCUCUCCAACUGCUCGGCCAGU
Molecule: messenger RNA, 1479 nt
Organism: Geodia barretti
Lineage: Eukaryota; Metazoa; Porifera; Demospongiae; Tetractinellida; Geodiidae
Source: the annotation of a GenBank genome assembly